Penicillium verhagenii is the source of this 1491-nucleotide messenger RNA. RefSeq names its product arylsulfotransferase family protein. NCBI's taxonomy places the organism in Eukaryota, Fungi, Ascomycota, Eurotiomycetes, Eurotiales, Aspergillaceae. The coding region runs from base 1 to 1491 and encodes 496 amino acids. The record is from RefSeq and is a predicted model, not a curated record. The transcript has a single exon.
AUGACCUCUUGGUGGUAUAUUGCCAGCAGUUUACUGCUGAUAUCAGUGAACACAUGUACUGCGAUCUGGCCUUACUGGAAUUUCCGGUCGAGUAGUUUUAAGCCUCCCAAGCUUAGGAUCAAUAAUACUGGCCCAACUGAUCCGGGCUUGAUCUUUCUAGGUCCUCGUGGAAAUGUACAGUCAACUGGCCAGGCUGCACUCAUCUACGACAAUCUAGGCAAUCUGGUCUACGAAGGCCCCGGCUAUACUACUUCAAAUUUUAUGGUGCAAACAUUGAAUGGCUCCGAUGUGAUUACUUUCUGGGCUGGCGAGAUUAUCGAUGUUGGCUACAGGUACGGCGCCGUUCAUAUUCUGGACAAUACCUACCAAGAGAUCUAUACUGUUACCUUGACUGCGGACUUCCUCACUCCGGACAAUUCAACAAGGUCUUCAUAUAUUGACUUGCAUGAAAGCCAAAUUACUUCAAACAACACGCUUUUGGUCACUGCAUAUAAUGUCACUCAACAUGACCUAACCUCGAUUGGCGGCACAUCAUCUGGCUGGAUGCUGGAUAGUCAUUUCUACGAAAUUGACAUUGCAACUAAUGAGAUUAUCAACUCGUGGAGUGCACUUGGUCAUGAAGAUGAGAUUCCAUUGACUUCCUCUCACCAGAAGCUGGCUGGCACCACCGCUGGCACCCGGCAUAACCCCUACGAUGCCUAUCACCUCAAUGCCAUCGCACCCACCAACAAUGGCUACUUGAUCUCUCUCCGUCAUACGUGGUCCGCAUAUUAUCUUUCUGAGAACGGAAGCGUGGUGUGGCAAGUUAGCGGCGAGGAUGGGGCUGACUUUACUCAGGUUGGCAAGGCGAAUUUCUCUUGGCAGCAUGAUAUCCGUGUAUGGAACGAGACCGACCAGGGGAUGGUUCUGACUUUAUUUAAUAAUGCCAAUGGCCCCAACGACAGCGAGAGUCCCAGCACUGGUGUAAGCCUGGCUGUUGAUCUCUUGAAUAAGACUGUCACUGGUCUUCGCUCACUCAGUGACCCUGAUGACCGCAUUUUCGCUGUAAGUCAGGGAAGCUACCAGGUUCUCAACGAGGACGAUGGCCACGUCUUCAUGGACUACGGCGCCAUCUCCAAGAUCAAAGAAUUUGACGGAGCUGGAACUGUUGUCUUUGCCGCCCAGUUUGGCCUGAACAAUCUUGUUGCCUCUUAUCGUGGGUACCGCUUUCAGUGGAGUGCUAUUCCUUACUGGAAGCCUGCGCUUACUGUCACUCGGACCUCAACUGGUGCCAUGGUCUACAUGAGCUGGAAUGGUGCUACCGACUAUGACGCCUGGGCUGUCUACUCGGCUUUCUCGGAGAACUCGACGGAUAAUCUGCUACUCUUGUCUUCGAAUCGCACUGGCUUUGAAACUGCCGUUAAGGUGACCAACUUGACAACAAAAUAUAUUCAAGUGGCUGCGCUUCAAGGAAGCCGUAUUCUCGGUUUCUCGGACAUAAUUUAUUUUUAG